Molecule: messenger RNA, 4761 nt
Organism: Cladocopium goreaui
Lineage: Eukaryota; Dinophyceae; Suessiales; Symbiodiniaceae
Source: the annotation of a GenBank genome assembly
AUGGCGGAUGACGUCAGCUCGCCUUCCAGGUCCAGUGGCUAUGGCAUGCAUAUUGCCGCGGCCAGUGCCAAGCAGGUGGUGCGUGGCAGACGCUGGCUACGUGCCUUGCAGGGCGCCGUGGACUCGACUACGCAGAGUGUUGGUAGCCAGGGGGCCAAAAUCUUUGCCAAGGGCUCCGAGGCCCUGGCCAUGGUCGACCAGCGCCUGGGUCUGUCGGAAGCCGCAUCAGCCGCGGAGCAGCGCAUGCAGAUCUCCGAGACGAUUUCCGAGAAGGUCGCUGCGGCGGACCGACGCUUGCAGCUCUCUGCCAAGGCCCAGGCCCUCUCGCAGGAUUGGCAGGAACUCAGGGGCAAAGCUGACACACAGCAGGGGAAACUGAUGUCGCAAUUGAACAAAGCAGUGGUCCGCGCGGCUACAUCUUUGUCCUCGCUGAACUCGCGACAGCUGGCACAGGCCUUGGAUCCCAAGGCCCUGUGCUUCUACGAUGCAGGCGAGUUUCCUGGAUGCAGCGGGUUGGUGGCCUUAACCUUGGAUGACGCGCCCUGUCGUGGAGAGACGUCCAUGUUGUGCGAAAUCAAGGAGCUUUUGCAGAAAUUUGAUGCGAGAGCAACCUUCUUUUUGUGUACAGACAGUGUUCCUGGCCACGAGGAUGGUUUGGUGGAUUUGAUUCGAGCUGGCAGCGAGGUGGCGAAUCAUGGCUGCUCGGACCAGCCGUACGGCGGCCUGACGGAGUCGGAGUUUGGCGCAGUCUUCCAUCGGGCUGAGAACGUGUGUGAAGUGCUUCGAGCCAAAGCUCGCGGGGAAGUGCCAGAGCUGCCAGAUCUUCCGGAGCCAGUGCAGGCAGCCCAGGCAGCCCCGGCACCGCUGGUGGCAGCGACCAACGAAGCUGCGGAUGCUGCGGAUGCUGCGGAUGCUGCGGUGACGGCUGAUCUGCCUGCUGCGGAUGCUGCUGCAUCGUCUGCGGCGUCUGCGUCGUCCGCGUCACUGGGUCCCGAUCUGCCCGGAGCUGCUGAAGCCUCCGAAGGUCCAACAGCACGAAACUGGGCACUUGGUCUUUCGGGCUUGGCUUCCGGCUUGGCAAGAUUGCCCCAACGAAAAACUGUGGAGGCUGAAGUUCCUGCUGUGAUACCUCAGAGCCCAUAUCGCUGGUUCCGUGCUCCUCACACUGACCUGAGCCCCAACAUGCAGAAGGUGCUUUCGCAAAAUGGUUUCACAAAUGUGCUUUGCGACAGCUUCGCGAACGACACGCAAAUCCUGGACUCCUCCUUUAUUGCUGAGACGCUUCUAUCUUUGGUCGAUCCUCGGGGUGGGUCCAUCAUCGUGAUUCAUACCCCUGAACCAGGUUUCAGAGAGCACAACUUCGAAGCUCUUGAGAUUCUCUUGCAAGGCCUCGCUGAGCGGCAGCUUCGCGCAGUAACGGUGACAGAGCUCACUGAAGCCGCGCUGAGGACGCCCGCAAGUCCGAAGGAGCUCCCCGUUUCAGGAGUGAGUGAUGCCGAGCAUGCCGUUGGCACCUUUCGGAAACAGUUUCACUUCGUCUAUGAAGAGGUACCUGUGUCAUUGUACCGGUGCGCAGAGUCGGGACUUCGAGUAGUUGCUGCACAGGUGAAGUCGCCAACUGUUCAUGGUUACUUUGCAUUGCACACAGAAUGCUUUGAUGACUUCGGAUGUCCGCACACCUUGGAGCAUUUGAUUUUCCUGGGAAGCGAGCAAUAUCCAUUCAAAGGCGUGUUGGACGUCUUGGCCAAUCGCUGUUUGGCACAGGGAACGAAUGCCUGGACAUCAACGGAUCACACGUGCUACACAGUGGACACUGCGGGUGCAGAAGGCUUCCUUCGCUUGCUGCCAGUGUAUUUGGAUCACGUGCUGUUCCCCACUCUGAAGGACAGUGGUUUUGUGACAGAGGUGCACCACAUCACCGGAGAGGGAGUUGAUGCUGGAGUGGUCUACUGUGAGAUGCAAGCUUCGGAGAACGAAGGUGGAGACAUGUGUGACCGGGCGAUGCGUCACGCGGCAUUUCCUGGCAAGUGUGGAUACAAAAGUGAGACAGGUGGACGCCUCAAGGAGCUACGCGAGUUGACCAAUGCAACAGUGAGAGAUUACCACAAGGCGUACUACAGGCCAGACAACUUUUGUGUCAUCGUGACUGGACAGGUGCCUCUGCGGGACUUGUUGACGGCCUGUGCACCAACAGUGGAGACGAUCCGCACCAGCCGCUUCAAGUCCCUGCCUCCGAUGGUUAGGCCGUUUUCCACGGAAGUGCCCCGGCCUGACAAGCAACAGGAAGUGAGGCUAGAAUUUCCCGCAGAGGAUGAAAGCACCGGAGCAAUCUGUGAGCUUUGUUGGCAUGGUCCAGAAUGGUCCGACCUCGAGAAUGUGGUGGCUUUGAAGGUUCUGCUGGCUUACCUCUGUGAGGACUCCAUUUCACCCUUGCGCAAGGCCUUGGUGGAAUCUACACCACCCUUGUGUGGCAAAAUCUCCGAGGGCUUGCAUGAAUACAAAACGCAGCUGAUCAAUAUCACUUUGAAGAGCUGUGAUGUUGAGCAACUCUCCAAACGGGAUGUCACUUCGGAGGUGCAAGCGGUCUUGAAAGCCACGGCGAAGGCUGAGGGCAUCGACUUGCUGCGCUUGCGCAGUGUGAUCCGCCAGAAGCAACGGCAGCAUUUGUCCGCGGUGGAGUCAAAUCCACAUGACCUCUUCAGCGGCGAAAUCAUCGGUGCCUUUUUGUACGCCGAGGACUUCGCCGCGACCGGCAGCGACGGGCGCUCGGUGCGCGCGCGACUGGAUGCGCCUGGGACCCUGGAGUCGCUGCUGGCGUGGCCCGCAGAGCGCUGGGCGCAGCUGUGCCGAACCUUUCUGUCCGAGAACCCAGGCGUCACCGUAGUGGGACGCCCUUCCAAAGCUGCGGGAGAAAAGGUCCAAGCAGAAGACGCUGCGAGGAUCGAACUGCAGAAGAAAAGCUUGGGAACAGAUGGCCUGAAGAAAAAAGGGAAAGAACUUUCUGUUGCUGAGGAGGAGAAUGAUGUCGAAACGCCUGAGGAAGUUUCGGCAGAAUUCAAAAUCCCAGACGUUGGCCAAGUUCAGCUGAUUGAUGUGUCCACAGUUACGGUGAAGAAUGGGGUGGCAGAAGCUGUUUUCGGAAAGGAUGCUGCGCGUCUGAAGGAGACAGUCGCAAAAGCAGCAGCGAAAGGAUUGCCUCCAAUGAACUUCCAUUUGGAUCAUGUUGUAGGUGCCCAGUUCAUCACCUGCAACAUCAUGGUGCCGUUGACGUCCCUGACCACCCGGCAGCUGGAGUUGCUGCCGUUGUGGUGCGACACGGCCUUCGAGCUGCCCAUGGUGGCCAGUCCUUUGGGAGAGGCUCUCAGCCAUGAGGCUGUCGUCCAACUCCUCACUGAUACCGUGGUGCAUCGGAGCUUCAGUGUUGGCCUGGGUGGUGGACGCUUCCGCGCGGGACAAGCUGCUAACAUGCUGCAUAUGUCCAUGAAGGUGGAACGCUCGCAGUACGAGACAGCGCCACGAUUGAUUGCCCGCCUGCUCGCAGAUGUAGAGUUCUCAGUGGAAAGACUUCGCGUGGCGGUGAAGCGCAUGUUGAAUGAUGUGCCGAACAGAAAACGAAAUGGGAAGGGCCUGAUGCGCUUGGCUAUGUCAGCAUUCGACUACAGCGACAGCAGUGCCCACGGCGCAUUCAAUGUGUUCCGGGUGGAGAAGUUGCUGAAGGGCUUGGAGGAUCCUGAGGGUGUGGCAUUGGGCGCAGCAGCAUUCGAGUUGUCUGAGCUGCGAAAAGUGCUGCUGGCUCCGGGGGCGCUGGCAUACAUCUCCGGCGACAUUGCUGCGUUGGAGACAGCCAUUUUUACGCCUUGGUGCCAUGGGCCAUUUAUGACUGGAGGCAAUGGAGGCUAUGCAUCAGCACCUGCGACGCCUUUGCCCGCCCUGCGGCGUGAGCUCUACGCGGCCGAUGCGCUGCGCCCUCCAGAGGGGUGCACCUGCGGCUGCCUCCUCUCUUGUACUGCUGAGGAGUCGAACUAUUGGUUGGUGCAGUGCAACUCAUUCACUGAUCCUAGAUCACCUGAGCUUGCUCCACUGUUGGUGGCCAUUGAGUACAUCACAGCUUUGGAAGGGCCUUUUUGGCGGAAGAUCCGUGGAAAGGGCCAUGCGUACAGCUACGGCAUCAGCCAUGACUUGGAGGCCGGAAAGCUCACCUUCUCUCUCCACCAGGCCACAAAUCCUGUUGCCGCCUACGAAGCGGCGGGUGCCAUUGUGCAGAAACUGUGCACAGAAGGCUCAGAAGGCUCAGAAGGCGAAGGGCCCAUGGAGGACGAAGAAGGUGAGGAUGGCGAGGAUGGCGAGGACGGCGAGGAGGGCCUUGACCCGUGCUCGUUGGAAGCAGCCCAGAGUGGUGUGCUUUUCGGAUUGAUCGAACCAGUGGACACAGUGCCAGGUGCGAUGGAGGAAGCAUUCGCAAUGGUGUUGCAGCGGUCGCCCCCAGAUCAAUUGCAGUGGCUCCUGCGAGCAGUUCAGGCAGUUACAGAGGAUUCGGUCCGAGCAGCAAUGCAGAAACACAUUGCGCCUCUCUUCAGCGGUGCUGGGCGAACUGUAUCUAUGGUUUGCCCAAGCAAGAAGAGAGCAGAACUUGAGGAACAGUUGCAGAAAUUGGAUCCCCCUUUCCAGGUGGUCCAUUUGGACGUCGACAGCUUCGUCAGCACGCUGGCGCCCGGCAGCGGUUUCGCGGAUCUCCGCAAAAGGGUACGGCCAGGUGCCUAA